Molecule: messenger RNA, 1539 nt
Organism: Eremomyces bilateralis CBS 781.70
Lineage: Eukaryota; Fungi; Ascomycota; Dothideomycetes; Eremomycetales; Eremomycetaceae
Product: MFS nicotinic acid transporter-like protein Tna1
Exons: 6
Coding region: 1-1539 (512 amino acids)
Biological process (GO): transmembrane transport
Cellular component (GO): membrane
Molecular function (GO): transmembrane transporter activity
Source: RefSeq, a predicted model, not a curated record
AUGAAGCCGUUAAAAGUUCUGAACGUGUUCGCCAGAAGUCGAACGCCUCCGUUAGAUGAAGGAGAUCCAAUAUCCAUCCCUUCAAAGGACGAGAAAGGCAACAAUCAUGAUCCACUGCCAGAUCCAGACGUGGGAUUAAACGUUGAGGAAAGGGCACAAUUGGACAAGAAACUUGUUCGAAAACUCGACUGGAAAUUAAUCCCAUGGCUUUCUUUAUUAUAUCUCAUCUCCUUCCUGGACAGAGCGAACAUCGGCAACGCCCGGAUAUAUGGCCUGGAGGAAGACCUGGGGAUGUCUGAUACCCAAUACAGCAUCGCCCUGACCGUCUUCUUCAUCAGCUAUUCCGUGUUCGAGCCGGCCACGAACGUCAUGCUCAAGCAAUUCCGUCCCCGAAUCUUCAUCCCGGCGAUCAUGGUCGUCUGGGCCAUCAUCAUGACGUGCAUGGGGCUGGUCCAGAACUACGGUGGCCUGCUCGCCGCGCGGUUCCUGCUUGGAAUGGCGGAGGCGGGCUUGUUUCCGGGGGUCAACUAUUACCUAUCCUGCUGGUACAAACGAUCCGAGUUCGGCGUUCGCGCGGCGAUCUUCUUCUCCGCGGCCGCGUUUGCGGGUUCAUUCGGGGGAUUGCUGGCCGCCGCAAUCGCACAGAUGGAUGGCGUGGGAGGGAAGCCGGGGUGGGCGUGGAUUUUCAUCCUCGAGGGUCUUGCAUCGAUUUGUUUUGGGAUCGCAUCCUACUGGAUGGUUCAAGAUUUCCCAAGCGACGCCACGUUUCUCGACGAGAAAGAGAAGCUACGGGUCCUCCGCCGACUGAGAGCAGAUAAGCAAGCCAGCUCAAAGCAUGAGAAGUACCACAACACUUUCGCGAAGCAGGCGCUGUCGGAUUGGAAAACCUACCUGUUCAUGAUCAUCUACGGCGGCAGCGCGGGCAGCCUCUAUGCAUAUUCGCUCUUCCUGCCCACGAUCAUCAAAGAGAUGGGCUACACGUCCACGAAAGCGAACUUGCUGUCCGUCCCACCGUACGCAGCGGCGGCCGUCCUGACCAUCCUGGUGGGCUGGCACGCCGACAAGACGAACAAGCGAGCCCGUGCCAACACCGCCAUCCCCCUCCUUGCCGUCAUCGGGUUUGCCAUGCUUCUUGGCUCCGAUAACGCCGGCGUCAAGUACACGGGGACGUAUUUGGCGGCGCUGGGCAUCUAUCCCACCAUCUCGAACACGAUCACGUGGGCAAGCAACAAUGUCGAGGGAGUUUUCAAACGUGGCAUCGUCCUAGGCAUGGUAAUCGGUUGGGGGAAUUUGAACGGAAUCGUGGCGAGCAACAUCUACAAAGCGCAGGAUGGGCCGCGCUUUAUCGUCGGCCAUUCGGUCGUCCUAGCCUACAUCGUCGUGUUCCUCUUUGGUGGCAGUGUUGUCACGGCUGUUUCUCUCACCACUGAAAACAAGAAACGACGGAAUGGGCAGAGGGACCAUUGGGUGGAGGGUAAGAGCCCGGAUGAAGUAGAGCAGCGUGGAGAUAAGAGACCGGAUUUCAUUUAUGUUGUGUAA